Molecule: messenger RNA, 2661 nt
Organism: Fusarium venenatum
Lineage: Eukaryota; Fungi; Ascomycota; Sordariomycetes; Hypocreales; Nectriaceae
Source: RefSeq, a predicted model, not a curated record
AUGCCUAUUGAUGGUCUCCUCGAACUGUAUCGGGGCCAUGUCGUCCCUAAGGAAUACAAUGCGGGAUACGUCGCCCUGAGCUAUCUCAUCAGUCUCGUGGGCGCUGCUUCCACUCUAGAAUUGAUCAAUCGGAGAUCAUGGUUCAACGGUAUUUCGAAUCACUUGGUGCUCGUGUCCUCAGCGAUCACCAUGGGCGGUAUAUCAAUAUGGUCUAUGCAUUUUAUCGGUAACCAAGCCCUCACUCUCGGCCGAGGGGAGGCAGAGAUGCAAGUCGACUAUUCCAUUGGCAUCACAGUACUCUCUUUUUGGAUGCCUGUCAUCUUUCUUCUCGCCGCCUUUUACGCCAUCGGAAUCUCAAAUCGAAUUGCUUGGUGGAGAGUCAUCACAGCCGGCAUCCUAUGUGGUUCCGCCAUUUGCGGAAUGCACUACCUGGGUAACGCGUCAAUCAAAAACUAUGAAUGCAUCUAUAGCAAGGUUUACAUCGUCGGGGCUGCUAUAAUUGCCGUCGUUGCCAGUACUGUCGCAUUAGCAAUGUUCUUUAUCUUGCAAUCUCUAUCGGGUGGUACUUGGUGGAAGCGAACAAUAUCCGCUUUUGUACUGGCUGGUGCAGUAUCCAGUAUGCACUGGUGUGCAUCUGUUGGAACCGAGUAUCGACUUGUUCGGCUUAGAAGAAUCCAGGAAAACUCACGCACUGCAACUGUAGUAGCAGUUAUCUGUUUGUCUUUCGGCGCUUGUAUCAUCAUUGCUGGAUCAGCUAUCCUUCGGGCCCGUACUCUCAAACAAGCAGCUCGUCGUGCUCAGCAAAUCGAACUGGGCGCUAUUGUGUUUGAUAAGAACGGCCGCCUACUUAUUGAUUCUAAUGGAGUGUUCCCUAGUACUGUCGUUACUGAUUUCUUCAUUGGCGAGAACAAAAAGGAACGAUUCAACACUUCGCAUUCUCAAUUUGCUUGGAUGUUCCAGGCCUCACGUAAUUGGAUUGGUAUUUCAGGACUAAUCAAUGGAAUGAGACGGCAUCUUGAACAGUUGCCUCACAAGAGCCGCCACAGGGACGCCAAGAAGGGUAUCCAGCUCAUCACCGACGAUGGGAAACUUAUCGAAGGAUACGAUGUCAUCUUCCGUGAGCUCUUCUGUGUCGCAGCUGCCGAGCUCAGUGAUCAGCUCAAUGAACCUCUUAUCAACGUCGGCGUUCUAUGGGACGAGGUAUUACCCAAGGAAACAGCAUCCAACCAAGCAUACCUCCAGGCACUCGAGAAGUACAGGGCCACUGGCGACUCUAGCGAGACAAGUUCCAAGGGCGCAUCUGAGCAUCACAACAUGGAGAAAGAAGUCGGACUCGAGGAAGAGAUAGAUGGACGAGGUGCGCUGAUGUUCUUGGUUCGCCGCCUUACAUCAGACGAAGAGAUGCAAAGACUGGUAUCAGCUGGAUACCGCUUUGUCGAUCCUGGUCAAGUCAGCAACAAUUCGAGGUUUCACCAGCAGAUUCAGUCAACCGAGUUCAAGACAAAGCUUCGCGAUAUGAGAAUCUUUGUUGAUCAGAAAAUUCGGAUCAAGGCCGGAGUUCAUCUUGGCUUCUUUGCCAUCCAGGAUACAGGAGUCAACAAACCCCAAGUUCUGGUCCGAAAAGAUGCUCGCCAUUUGCUUCCUUCAAUACCGUUACCAAUGAAGACUAUUCAGAAGUCCCAAAUAGGGCUCUUGGAAAGGAUAGCUGGCUUGCCGGUGCCAGAAGCCCUUCAAAGGUUAAGGACUAGAGGUGCCACACCAAGGUCUCCUGAUGAAGAAAGCUUCGCCAAGCAUCUCUCCAAUGCGAUCCACUCACUACGGAAAAUGGUGGAUGAACCUUCUUUCCAAGAUGCGGUGCUGACGACAUCGAUGGUGCGACUUCCAUUCGGCCUCGACGGCGAUCAGGUAGACGAAACAGUCAUUAUGGCGCUGCGGCUCAAAAUCACACAUCCCGUUUUUUCCACCAGCCCCAACUGCCAAUGGAUGCCGCUUAGCUUCUUCAAGAUGCGGCAAACGUUGGCUCAGUCCCGUCAAGAGUUCAUCCGAGUUCUCCAUGACGAGUUUGAUCCUUUAACGUUGCCUGCAAGCCGGGCGAAUAACAAGCUCACAUCUGGGCCUGUUUCAACAAUGCGCCGACUUAGGAGCGCUGUGACAACAACAGAGUCCAAAGUCAAGAAGUCUGAGAUGACAGUGAUGCGGACCAGAGCUGAAUCGAAAGACUCCGGACGAUCGUCGUCAACAGUCAACUUGUGUCCUCCUGGAGGUAGCGAUGACACCCCUCAAAUACCAGAAACGAUGGACAUUCAACCCCCUACGGAACGCCAUUACUCGGGGUACCAGCAAUCAUUCUUGAAUGGUGGAAUCGUGGUAUUUCAAGAGGUGACAGUUCAGGUUGAAUCAAGAAAACCUGAGCCUCCUCGCGAUGACUUGGCACCGUCGUGGAGUCAUGACACGGUGACUGAGCCACCGUAUGAGAUUGAGUCUCAUCAGCCUGGACUGCCAACGGCAAAGGCGAUUGAGUUACAACCGUUGGGUUGGGGUAAGACUGAUGUUUCUGUCAAGUCACAUCAGUUGAGUGAUAGACAGAUGGAUCAUAAUGUUGGGACAAUAGCGGCUUUCAUUGAUACCUUACUUAUAGAGUUGUAUAUAUCUAGCAUAUAG